AUGGUCUCAAACAACAAGGUUCAUUCGUACGAACGCUGUGGUAGUGAGGUGAAAGAAUACGCAGAGGAUCACGUCAACUUGGAAGACAAGUCCGAAAGCUUGAUGAAGCUACAGAGCGCCGGUUGGGGUAGAAACGAACACUUCAAUUCUACUGUAUUCAGCGCCCCAGAGGUAUUGACGCAAAUGAAGAACGGUGGCGUUAGAUUACCGACGACGUUCGACGUCAGCUCUGGUGCUCUGGGCUCGCGACCUGCCGGCGAAAGGUUGAAUCCCUCAAGCCAUGCGCCAUCACCAAGCCGCGAUUGCGAGCUUCGGCAGAUGUCGCAGAAUCGGUUGCCAAAGCUGCCGAAUAGACCGGACGGCCCAAGAGGGCCAUUCCAACAGCUACAUAGCCAGGUGGCGGAGACUAAACAUGAAUGCACAACGUUGAAGCAGGAAAAUGCCGAAUUAAAAGAGAGAAACAUCGCCUCAGACCAACAUAAAGCUCUUUUGGAAGAGUAUGUGGGUCUCUUGGAAGAGAAGGUGAUGUACUUGGAACGCAGCAAAGCUUCACUUACAAGGCAGUUACAAGCAGAGAAACGUAGGCAGUGCUUCUUUGUGCAUGAGGGAUCUUUUGACAGUUGCAGUGACUGA
Molecule: messenger RNA, 633 nt
Organism: Colletotrichum abscissum
Lineage: Eukaryota; Fungi; Ascomycota; Sordariomycetes; Glomerellales; Glomerellaceae
Exons: 2
Coding region: 1-633 (210 amino acids)
Source: RefSeq, a predicted model, not a curated record